AUGUCAACCGGGGCCCACAUGGAUCUAGAGGCGGAGCCGGGCGGCGUCCCGGCGGCCGCCCCACCACCGCCGGCCGACGUUGGCAAUGUUCGCAAAGAUCUAUUCCUCGCGUACAAGACUCUCGGCGUGGUCUUCGGUGGCCUCGUUACCUCUCCGCUCUAUGUUUUUUCCACGAUGCACAUGUCAUCCCCCACAGAAGCUGACUUUCUGGGAAUAUACAGCAUAAUGUUUUGGACUCUUACUUUAAUUGGUGUCGUCAAGUAUGCAGGCAUAGCUCUCAACGCUGAUGAUCACGGUGAAGGUGGUACAUUUGCCAUGUAUUCUCUGUUGUGUAGGCAUGCCAAUAUGGGCAUCCUUCCUUCCAAGAGAGUGUAUUCAGCAGAAGAACAGCUGCUUCACAAUCAGUCAAAAACAACUAAAACCCCUAGUAAUCUGGGCAAGUUCUUUGAGCGAAGCUUAACUGCAAGAAGGGUAUUGUUAUUCAUGUCAAUUCUUGGGAUGUGCAUGCUCAUUGGAGAUGGUGUCCUAACUCCUGCUAUUUCAGUGUUAUCAGCAAUCCAGGGACUGCGCGCGCCAUUUCCUGCUGUGACUCAACCUGUCGUGGCAUUUCUAUCUGCGGCAAUUCUUAUUGGCUUAUUCUUAGUGCAAAAGUAUGGGACUUCAAAAGUAAGCUUUCUGUUUUCUCCAAUCAUGGCAGCAUGGACUUUCACCACUCCGAUGGUUGGAAUAUACAGCAUUUUUCGUUACUACCCCGGCAUAUUCAAAGCCACUUCGCCACAUUAUAUUGUUCAUUUCUUCCUAAAGAAUAAAAAGGAAGGGUGGCAGAUGCUUGGUGCCACUGUUCUAGCCAUCACAGGUGCGGAAGCUAUGUUCGCCGAUCUUGGCCACUUCAGCAAAAAGGCUAUUCAGAUAGCGUUUCUAUCCAGCGUAUAUCCUUCUCUGAUCCUCACUUAUGCCGGGCAAACAGCAUGCCUUAUUAACCAUCUCAAAGACACCGAUCAAGAGAACAUUGGCAAAGUCUUCGAUGAUGCAUUCUACAAAUUUAUCCCUCGCCCUGUUUACUGGCCGAUGUUCGUCAUCGCGACGCUCGCAGCCAUUGUUGCAAGCCAAUCCUUAAUCUCGGCAACAUUUUCUGUCAUCAAGCAAUCAGUUGUCCUGGACUACUUCCCACGUGUCAAAGUGGUGCACACAUCGGAUGAAAAUGAAGGGGAGGUUUACUCGCCAGAAACUAAUUACAUUCUGAUGGUGCUGUGCGUUGGUGUUAUACUAGGCUUUGGAGGUGGACAAGCGAUAGGGAAUGCUUUUGGCCUUGUGGUGAUCAUGGUCAUGCUCAUAACCUCAAUCAUGCUGACUCUUGUGAUGAUCAUCAUAUGGAGAACGCCGCCCGUUCUCAUCGCGGCGUACUUCGUCCCGUUCGUCAUCAUGGAAGGGUCCUAUGUCAGUGCCGUCUUCACCAAGUUCACGGAAGGUGGCUGGCUUCCCUUCGCCAUCUCCAUGAUCCUCGCCUUGAUCAUGUUCGUCUGGUACUACGGCAGGCAAAAGAAAACAGAGUACGAGAGGGCGAACAAGAUAACCGCGGAGCGCCUCGGCGAGCUCUUGGCGAAGCCGGAGGUCCAGAGGGUGCAGGGCCUGUGCUUCUUCUACAGCAACAUACAGGACGGGCUGACCCCCAUACUCGGCCACUACAUCCGCAACAUGAGCUCGCUGCACUCGGUGACGGUCUUCGUGACCCUGAGGUACCUGCUGGUUCCCAAGGUCGACCCGCGGCAGAGGAUCGCGGUCAGGAGGCUCGGGCCGAGAGGGGUGUACCAGUGCACCGUCCAGUACGGCUACGCCGACAACCUGAGCCUCAAGGGCGGCGACGACCUCGCCGCGCGCGUCGUGAGCUGCCUGAAGCAGCACGUCGAGGCGGGCGCCGACGGGCAGCCGUCGCCCGUCUCCGCCGCGGAGGAGGCGGCGGACCUGGAGGCGGCGCGGGCGGCCGGGGUGGUGCACGUCCGGGGCAAGAUGAGGCUCUACGUGGGCGACGACGCCGGCUGGUUCGACAAGGUGAUGCUCCGGUUCUACGAGUUCCUGCACAGCAUCUGCCGGUCGGCGCUGCCGGCCCUCGGGGUGCCCCUGCAGCAGCGCGUCGAGAUCGGCAUGCUCUACAAGGUCUGA
This is a messenger RNA of Triticum turgidum subsp. durum (durum wheat), 2160 nucleotides long. NCBI's taxonomy places the organism in Eukaryota, Viridiplantae, Streptophyta, Magnoliopsida, Poales, Poaceae. The record is from the annotation of a GenBank genome assembly.